Messenger RNA from Nomia melanderi (Alkali bee), 1581 nucleotides. RefSeq names its product pre-mRNA-splicing factor RBM22. Lineage: Eukaryota; Metazoa; Arthropoda; Insecta; Hymenoptera; Halictidae. The record is from RefSeq and is a predicted model, not a curated record. Gene Ontology annotation, molecular function: pre-mRNA binding; U6 snRNA binding; metal ion binding. Gene Ontology annotation, cellular component: U2-type catalytic step 2 spliceosome; U2-type catalytic step 1 spliceosome; Prp19 complex.
AUUCAAGAAAAGUUCAAACCUGUACAAUGGUUUUCAUGAGAACAUGAGUUUCUCGUAACCAUAUUAGUGGAAAAUGUUCUGAUGCGAUACAUUGAAGUAGAUGACAGUAGUGGUUUACUUUCUGUGUUUGCCAGCUAUCCAUUGAAUAAUAAACAUUAAUGUCCGCUCGUAUUGUGUAAUGAAUCAUUUUAAUUGUAACAUUUAUUAAAACGAUAUAAAUCUUUUUAUUGUGACUCGCCUUGUAAGCGUGAAAUCUCUGUAACAUAAAGUAGUUAAAAAUGGCCACAUCGAAAACUACGAACACGUAUAAUAGACAGAAUUGGGAAGAUGCUGAAUUUCCAAUAUUAUGUCAGACUUGCUUAGGUGAUAAUCCAUAUAUACGCAUGACAAAAGAAAGAUAUGGAAAAGAAUGCAAAAUAUGCAUGCGUCCGUUCACAGUAUUCAGAUGGUGUCCUGGUGCAAGGAUGCGUUUUAAGAAAACUGAAGUGUGUCAGACAUGCAGUCGCUUGAAAAAUGUUUGCCAGACAUGUCUGCUUGAUUUAGAAUAUGGUUUACCCAUUCAAGUGCGCGACGCAGCGCUUAAAAUCAAAGAUGAUCUCCCUAGAUCAGAUGUAAACAAAGAAUAUUAUGUACAAAACAUAGAUAGUGAAAUUAGUAAAAUAGAUCCAACAUCACCAGCAGGAGCUGUUGGUAAAUCAGCAGCUGCCAGUGAUUUGCUAAUGAAAUUAGCAAGAACAAGUCCUUAUUAUAAAAGGAAUAGACCACACAUCUGUUCAUUCUGGGUUAAAGGAGAAUGUAAGAGAGGUGAAGAAUGUCCAUACCGUCAUGAGAAGCCUACAGAUCCUGAUGAUCCAUUGGCUGAUCAGAACAUCAAAGAUCGAUAUUAUGGUGUAAAUGAUCCUGUUGCUGACAAACUAAUGCGUAGAGCUGCAGCAAUGCCUAAGUUGGAUCCACCAGAAGACAAAUCUAUCACGACUUUAUAUAUUGGCAAUUUGGGAGAUGUUCUAACAGAGAAACAGUUACGUGAUCAUUUUUAUCAGUAUGGAGAAAUACGAUCAGUAACAAUGGUUCCUCGUCAACAGUGUGCUUUUAUUCAGUACACGCAAAGAAGUGCUGCUGAAGCAGCAGCAGAAAGAACAUUCAACAAAUUGAUACUGGGAGGAAGAAGAUUAACAAUUAAAUGGGGACGGUCUCAAGGAAGGCAAACUGUAUCAGCAGCAGAGGCAACCAGGGAAAUUCUGGAGCCUGUACCAGGUUUACCUGGUGCUUUACCACCACCUCCAGAAAGCAUGGGAAACAAUUUCUUCAAUCUACAAACUACUCCUGGCAUGAUACCACCAAUGAUGAUACCUCCACCACCAGUUGCCCCACAAUUCAUGUUUCCACCUCAAAUGACAGCUGCUGCUGCAACACCAAUCUUCCCUCCAGGAACAACUCCUAUACAUUAUCCGAGUCAAGAUCCAUCAAGAAUGGGUGCAUCGCAAGGCAUAGGAAAGCCCUGGCCCGAAGAAUAACAGUAACAGUGUUUAACUUUUUAAUGAUUAUAAUUAUACCAGAGAAAGCCUGUAAAAAAAUAAAUAC